AUGUCAGCAUUAGCACUGCAAGUGCCCGGUGCAAGUGCGCUGAAUGUUGUGCUUUGUCCGGUCAGAAUCGUCCUCGAUCGACUGCAUCUUAGGUCUCCGCAAGUUGAGCCAGAGCGCGUCUUCUUUCUCAGCUGCCCGAGGAUCUCUGCUGAUCCUUUGCGGGUUCUUAAUUUGCAAGAUUUGAGCGCUGGGCAGUUCGGCCCACUUUUCCGCUGCAUAGUGGCAUCUUUGAUGACCUCUCGGAGGGUGAGGUGCAACACUCGUUUUGUGGCUGUCUUGGGCUCCAAAGAAGUAGAUGAGACUCUUCUGAACGCCAAAUCGCCUCACUUGCGCCUGGAGCUGGUUGGCGACGAGAUCAAGAUGAUGUAUGCGGAAGAAGUUUGGGUGGCAGCAACAUUUCAAAAAGCUGUACAACGCUUCAGUGACCCCGAGUUGGGCAAAACCUGGGCAAAGAGCGCUCGAACAGCUGGAUGGAGGCUUUCUCACUGCGAAUCGGUUCAAGCAGCUUUCCAAGAUGUAACCCACGGGGAACAAACUGUGACCUUGCUUCUCAGCGACACUGCCAAAGAGCCCGCAGAAGAUGCGUUGCAGGAGCUGAGAGAGGAGUCGCGCUCGUGCAAAGUCUCACGAGUGGUUGUACUCCUAGAACAGCUUGGAGGACAGACCUCACACGAGCUGGUUGCCUCGCGCUCUGUAAAGCUUGCUGGUGGACCACUUUCGACACCACAACAAGUGGUAAUCAUGAACUACCUCCUUGAUUGCGCAUGGAACUGCACGUUGCAAAGACCAAGCCGGAAAAAUGCGAGCGAAGCUGCUAAGUCUGUGCAAGAGAUGCAUGCAUUUGUGAUAUUCGUUUAUAUAUUCGUUUCAUGUAGGCACAGCGUCUGCAUCAGAGUCCACGUGACCACGUGGCAAAUCAUUUCCGUUCUUACAACCGUUGAAUAUCAGUAUGUCCACAGCGCAUAUUUUUGCACCGGAGCAGGAGCAGCGUGA
Molecule: messenger RNA, 993 nt
Organism: Cladocopium goreaui
Lineage: Eukaryota; Dinophyceae; Suessiales; Symbiodiniaceae
Source: the annotation of a GenBank genome assembly